Messenger RNA from Staurois parvus, 273 nucleotides. Lineage: Eukaryota; Metazoa; Chordata; Amphibia; Anura; Ranidae. The record is from the annotation of a GenBank genome assembly.
CUGUACUGUCCGCAGUCUCUGUUCAUCCCUGUGCUGUCCGCAGUCUCUGGUCAUCCCUGUGCUGUCCGCAGUCUCUGGUCAUCCCUGUACUGUGUCCGCAGUCUCUGGUCAUCCCUGUACUGUGUCCGCAGUCUCUGGUCAUCCCUGUACUGUGUCCGCAGUCUCUGGUCAUCCCUGUGCUGUCCGCAGUCUCUGGUCAUCCCUGUGCUGUCCGCAGUCUCUGGUCAUCCCUGUGCUGUCCGCAGUCUCUGGUCAUCCCUGUGCUGUCCGCAG